CUUACUUUCAAAAAUUCACACACUUUAAUCAUUAAUUUAUAACAUGUCUGCCAAGUCGCAAAGCUCUAACGACGAGGAGAGAGAUGAAAUUGCGCAGCACACUACUGAAAAGGUGGCCGAAGGUUCGGACGCAUCGGACGGCAGCUCCAGCGAGUCAUCAGAUGAUAGCGACUCUGAAGACUCUGACGAGAGUGAAGUCGAUAUAACCGAGCGAACCGACAUACCGGAAGACCUCAAACCACAAGUCGACCGGCUUCGGAUGCUGCGUGAGCGCCUUGCACAGUCGGCGCAGGAUAAUAAGCGCGAGGUAUACAAGGAGCACCAGCGGCUGCGCGAGAACCCCGGCGAUCAGAGACGGCAAGACAGGAAGCGCAAGGAGGCCGAGAUUCUCCAGAAGCGCGACGAAUACACCGGCAAUGACUAUGAGCGGACUCGGUUCUUGGACUACACUAUUGAGCAGGUCGAAAAAUACGAGAAGAAGAAGGGCAAGGGGCGGGACAAUGUUGAGCGCGGAUUCACAGACUACUCCCAGGUCAACCAGCGCAAGUACGAGAGGGAUGUGGCCAAGCUAAAGCCCGACUUGGCUCUGUACCAGAGAGUCACAGUGGAGGCUAGCGCGAGCGCUGUGAUUUUGGGCGAGCAGCAUAAGCCGGAGCGCCGGAAAGUCGAAAUGCUUGCAAAGACCGUCGAGGACCAGCAGAACAAGCGCGCGAAGCUGCACAAGCCGUCGAUCGAAAAGGAGGGCGAGGACGUGUCGUAUAUCAACGACCGCAAUGCCAGGUUUAAUCGAAAGAUGAACCGUGCCUACGACAAGCACACAAAGGAGAUUCGCGACAACUUUGAACGCGGCACAGCAUUGUGAGUCAAAUAUUUGUGCGUAUAUAAUGUGAAAAUAGCACUCAUGAUUCCACUCAUACAAGAAACAUUCGGAUGGUAUUUAUUGCGACGCCAAAUUCUGUCAUCAGCGCUUUUGGUACCACCCUGGUUCCAAACUAUGGUAGCCGCACUGGCAUGGUGACACAGUGGCGCGUGGCAUGGGGCGUUUGUGGUUUAUAUAAUUCAUAAACAUGUUAAAUGUGCG
Messenger RNA from Kickxella alabastrina, 1081 nucleotides. Its product is annotated as SYF2 splicing factor-domain-containing protein. The record is from RefSeq and is a predicted model, not a curated record. Lineage: Eukaryota; Fungi; Kickxellomycota; Kickxellomycetes; Kickxellales; Kickxellaceae. The coding region runs from base 44 to 862 and encodes 272 amino acids. Gene Ontology annotation, cellular component: post-mRNA release spliceosomal complex; Prp19 complex; catalytic step 2 spliceosome. The transcript has a single exon.